AAGUUUGUUUUGAGUUUUGAUACACACCACAUUGGUUUUAGUUUGGGAUUGUACUAUUUUGGGAUUGGACCAAGAUGCUCAAUUUUGCAAGCAAAAUGGUUCCAAUGGAAGGAGCUUUGGAGAAACAGUUAUGCCACAGUGGAGUUCUCUCUAUCAACUGCAAACAAGCAACAAAGCAGGAGAUUCGAACCCCUUUAAACCACCUAAUGUCGACCAAUAAAACCGAGUUCACAAGUUCUGUAGUCCAUCACCGAAAUACAGUCAAGGUUUGUGCUGUGAGGAGGAGAAGGAUACAUACUGAUAGUGAAACUUAUGUGUUACUGGAACCAGGAGAGGAUGAGAAGUUUGUUACAGAAGAAGAGUUGAGGGUCAAGUUGAAAGGUUGGCUCGAAAACUGGCCAGCCAAGAACCUUCCAACUGAUCUUGCUAGAUUCAAAAGCAUUGAUGAUGCUGUUACUUAUUUAGUAAGGUCUGUUUGUGAACUUGAAAUCCAUGGAGAUGUUGGUUCAGUUCAGUGGUACGAAGUUCGUUUAGAAUGAAAAUAGGAUUCAAGCCUUACUCAUGAAACAUGAAUUCUACACUUGUGGACUGAAAGAGAUCGAUCAAAAGUGUUUUCGCUCGGUGAACUGAGAGUGUGAUUUCAUUUACAGCAAUCAUUAGUUUGUAAAAGCUGACCAUUGUUAGAACUUAGAACUAAAGGCCCUUUUGGCACUACUUCUAGAACACCAAGUUUGGUAGCAAAAUGAGCAAAAAUUGCAUCUCAGCACAAGGUGCUUUUCUCAGAUGGUGCUUCCAAGUGCAUUAUUAUUAGUAAGAUUUCAUAGAAAGUACUGAGGAAAGUGCUUCUAACAAAAGGGCUUCCAACAUGAGUACUACUGAGAGAAAGCACUUCCUACAGAAGUUCCAAUGGACCCUAACACCGUCUUGGGUAAUUUUGCUUCAUUUGUUUUCUAAUCAUGUUUGAAUCACAUUCUAUAUCACAAAUGAGUGACUGUCAUUACUCUGCA
This is a messenger RNA of Rosa rugosa (rugosa rose), 1007 nucleotides long. Its product is annotated as protein CHLORORESPIRATORY REDUCTION 7, chloroplastic. NCBI's taxonomy places the organism in Eukaryota, Viridiplantae, Streptophyta, Magnoliopsida, Rosales, Rosaceae. The record is from RefSeq and is a predicted model, not a curated record. Gene Ontology annotation, cellular component: chloroplast stroma. The coding region runs from base 75 to 539 and encodes 154 amino acids. The transcript is spliced from 3 exons.